AUGGAGAGCCGAAAGGACAUGGUUAUGUUUCUGGAAGGGGGUCAACUUGGCACUCUGGUUGGCAAGAGGGUCUCCAAUUUGUCCGAAGCCGUGGGCAGCCCGCUGCCCGAGCCGCCCGAGAAGAUGGUGCCCCGUAGUUGCCUGAGCCCGCGGGCUGGUCCUCCGGCCGCCCGAGAGCGCGGCGGGGGAGGCCUGGAGGAGGAGCCGGUCGACGGACUAGCAGGCAGUGCUGCAGGGCCGGGCGCCGAGCCGCGGGCAGCCGGGGCCGCGGUGCUCGGCCCCGGACCUCCGGCCCCCUCCGUAGACAGCCUCUCGGGUCAGGGGCAACCCAGCAGCUCGGACACCGAGUCGGAUUUCUAUGAAGAAAUCGAGGUGAGCUGCACCCCGGACUGCGCCACGGGGAACGCCGAGUACCAGCACAGCAAAGGGCCCAGCUCUGAAGCACUGGCCAGCAGUCCCAGUGGAGGCAGUGAGGCCCCCAAGAGCAACAGCGGUGGCAGCUCGCAGGGCACGCUGGCCUGCAGUGCCAGUGACCAGAUGCGCCGUUACCGUACUGCCUUCACCCGGGAGCAGAUUGCACGGCUGGAGAAGGAAUUCUACAGGGAGAACUAUGUAUCCAGGCCCCGGAGAUGUGAGCUGGCGGCUGCCCUAAACCUGCCGGAAACUACUAUCAAGGUGUGGUUCCAGAACCGGCGCAUGAAGGACAAGAGGCAGCGUCUGGCCAUGACAUGGCCGCACCCGGCCGACCCCGCCUUCUACACUUACAUGAUGAGCCACGCGGCGGCCGCGGGCGGCCUGCCCUAUCCCUUCCCGUCGCACCUGCCCCUGCCCUACUACUCGCCCGUGGGCCUGGGCGCCGCGCCCGCCGCGUCCGCUGCCGCCUCGCCCUUCAGCGGCCCGCUGCGCCCGCUAGACACCUUCCGCGUACUCUCGCAGCCCUACCCGCGGCCCGAACUGCUGUGCGCCUUCCGCCAUCCGCCGCUCUACCCGGGCCCGGCGCACGGACUGGGCACCUCGGCAGGCGGCCCCUGCUCCUGCCUCGCCUGCCACAGCGGCGCGGCCAACGGGCUGGCGCCCCGCACCGCCGCCGCCUCGGACUUCACCUGUGCCUCCACCUCCCGCUCGGACUCCUUCCUCACCUUCGCGCCCUCCGUUCUCAGCAAGGCCUCCACUGUCGCGCUGGACCAGCGGGAGGAGGUGCCCCUCACCAGAUAA
Molecule: messenger RNA, 1215 nt
Organism: Manis pentadactyla (Chinese pangolin)
Lineage: Eukaryota; Metazoa; Chordata; Mammalia; Pholidota; Manidae
Gene: EVX1
Product: even-skipped homeobox 1
Exons: 3
Coding region: 1-1215 (404 amino acids)
Biological process (GO): regulation of transcription by RNA polymerase II
Cellular component (GO): nucleus
Molecular function (GO): RNA polymerase II cis-regulatory region sequence-specific DNA binding; DNA-binding transcription factor activity, RNA polymerase II-specific
Source: RefSeq, a predicted model, not a curated record